CGCUUUCGUACCGAUAAAGUUCCACUUUGUAUACCGUGACGUAGACCUGACUGCCUCCUCAGUGCGCAUGCGCAGCCUCGGCACACGUGAAGCAGGCGACAUGGCAGAGAACAAAGAAGUACCGUUGGACCGGGCUCAGGUGAAGAAGGCCGUCCAGGCCCUGCAGGCUUUCCUGAAAUCAAAGUCCAGCGGAGAUGCUCUGCUGCUGGAUGAGAGCCAGCCGAUCAGCCUGCUCUUCACCCUGUGGAAGAUCCCCAGACAGACGCAGACCAUCCGCAUUCCUCUGCCUCACGGCCAGCCUGACACCCACGAGGUUUGCCUCUUCACCAAAGACGAGCCCAGGAUGACGGCGGAGCAGAACCAGAGGUUCUACAAGAAGCUGCUGGAGGAGCGGGGCGUCACCAACGUCUCAGAGAUCAUCCCGCUAAAAACCCUGAAAUAUGAAGCCAAGCGGCGGCUGCUGGGAAACUUCGACAUGUUCCUGUCCGAUGAGCGGAUCCGCCGCCUGCUGCCGUCGCACCUGGGGAAACAUUUCUACAAGACCAAGAAAAUCCCGAUCUCCAUCAACCUGCAGAGCAACAAUCUGGGCCGAGACGUCCAGCGGCUCGUCCAGGGAACCAGACUGACCAUCACCAACAAAGGCUGCUGCAGCAUGGCGCAUGUGGGUCACGCCAACAUGACGGCCGACCAGGUGACGGACAACGUGGAGGCGGCGGUUCGGACGGUGGCCGCCAAGCUGCGGAUGAAAGGACCAAUCAUGAAGCUGAUCCACUUGAAGAGUCAGAGUUCAGUGGCGUUGCCCAUCUACACGUCCGACCUGAGCCACGUCAGCGUCCUGCAAAGAUCCAAGAAAAAUUCAAAACCAAAGAAGAACGAGGCGGGAGAUGAAAAUGAAAAAGAAACAACAAAGGAACAGAAGAAGAAGAAACAGAGGGAGGAGGAAGAGGAGAUCCCACAGCUGGUUCCCAUAGAAACGCCCAGCAAAAAACCCAAAAUGGAGGUCGGUGUUUCCUCCUCCCUCUGCAGCAGCUGCAGUCUGACGUCUUCACCACGUUUAUCGAUUUUAUUUUAUUUCUUUCAGAAAUCGACCAGAAACAAACCGAUGCAGAAACCAACCAAACCUGCCGCAGCAAAGAAGGUCACCACGGGGUCAAAGGUCACCAAGGCUUCGAUCAAAGCAACCAGGAAGGCCGGCAAGGUGGCGCAGAAAGGAAGGAGAAAAGUCCCUGGAGGGAAAUGAUUCUCCUGCACAGACUGAGAGUUCACAGGAUCCGAUUCUGUUUGAUUGAUUUGUAUCCAAAUCACCGAGUUAUUAAACCCGUCAGCUGGAAAAACCUUCAACGUUU
Messenger RNA from Gambusia affinis (western mosquitofish), 1346 nucleotides. RefSeq names its product ribosomal L1 domain containing 1 (gene rsl1d1). Gene Ontology annotation, cellular component: 90S preribosome. NCBI's taxonomy places the organism in Eukaryota, Metazoa, Chordata, Actinopteri, Cyprinodontiformes, Poeciliidae. The record is from RefSeq and is a predicted model, not a curated record.